CCACAAGUCGUUUAGUGGUUUGUUUAUGAUGUCUUCUCCAUCUUUGGGUAAGGCAGGUACUUAGAUACCUAGACAGGUAUCCGUACUCUGUGUCCAUACCCAGAAACCCAUUGGAAUGUCACUCCUACAGUGUGUCCCGGUGGGCUCCGCUGGCUUCGGUGAAGCGAGUCGCUCCACUCAGACGCUCUGACCAUCGCUGAAGUCGCUCAGCGGGAUAGCCGUGCCCGCCGUUUGGAGAUGGGACCGGAAAUAAUACGUCGUCAUGUUUUAUUCAACAUUCCACCUGAAGCCGCUUUCGGCACGCAAAAAAACACACCGUCUGUCGUAGCCGAAAUGCCCGCUUCUUCGAUCAAACCGCUCCCGUCUGGCUGAGGAAGGCGAUGCCACGGCCCGAUUUCCCCCUGCAAUCCGUCACGGCCCUGUACGAACCGAGCCUGCGAAAAAGACCACGACGAAGAGCACGAUGCAAAACGGCAGCAUUCGCGAGCACGACGCCACAAUAGGGCACGACAAGAACGACGUCCUUGAUGACGGGCUAGUCGACAAUAACGAGCGGAGAGGCACCUUCGGCAGCCCUUCGUUGACGGGACGAAGAGCGAACACCAAUGCGUCACGCACGAGGUCGAUCGAGCACGGCGUGCCCGACGACCACGAGACCCUCGACGGAACGUGUGCGGACCCUGUCGGCCACAGCCCCAGCAAGAACCAGCCGGGCAAGGGUCAGAGUCUGGAGGAUAUCCGGUCGGAUGUGGGACGAGGCCGCCGCCCGUCUGAUUUGGAGAUGAUGCAGGACGACCGACGGGACGAGCGGGACGGGACGACCGAGACACCGCAGCCGCCGGCCGGGCCCGCGACGCACGUCUCGAAUCUAGCGAGCCAGGUCUACACGCUCUCAUACCUCGUCUUCUUCGCCAUCCUCGGCACCCUCGCCCGCCUGGGCGUCCAGGCGCUGACGACCUACCCUGGCGCGCCCGUGUCCUUUGGCGUCCUCUGGGCCAACGUCGGCGGCAGCUUAAUCAUGGGCUUUCUUGCCGAGGACCGGAAGCUGUUCAAGCAGGAAUGGGGCGCGGCGAUGUACCACGACCAGGUCCGCGGGGCGCGGCGACAGUCAGAUGUCUUCAACAGCGGCGGUGGCGCGGUGGCCGACCUGGCGGCUGCGAAGAAGGCCCAUCUCGCGAUCAAGAAGACAAUCCCCCUGUACAUUGGCCUUGCCACGGGCUUCUGCGGCUCCUUCACGUCCUUCUCAUCCUUUAUCCGCGACGUCUUCCUCGCGGUGAGCAACGACCUACCAGGCGCGGACCGCGCGGCGCCCGAAGCGCGAGGCGGCGGGGACUCUUUCAUGGCGGCGCUCGCCGUCACUUUCACCACCGUGGCCCUCUCGCUCUCGGCGCUGAUCGCCGGUGCCCACCUCGCGACGGCUCUCGAACCGAUCACACCGUCCCUCUCGUCCUCGCGCGGGCGCGGCCCGCUCAACCACGCCGCCGUGGUCCUCGGCUGGGGCGCCUGGCUCGGCGCGGUGCUCCUCGCCGUCUUUCCCCCGCGCGACGCCUGGCGCGGCCAGGCCGUAUUCUCGCUCGUCUUCGCGCCGCUGGGCUGCGUCGCGCGGUUCUACGUGAGCCUGUGGCUUAACUCGCGGGCACCAGCGUUCCCGCUGGGCACGUUCGCGGUCAACGUCACGGGCGCCGCGGUGCUCGGCGCGUGUUGGAACCUGGGGCACGCGGAGAUCGGGGGCGUGGUCGGGUGCCAGGUGCUGCAGGGCGUCGAGGACGGGUUCUGCGGUUGUCUGACGACGGUGUCAACGUGGGUGGCCGAGCUGACGGUGCUGAGGAGGCGGCACGCGUAUGUGUACGGCGUGUCGAGCGUGGUUGCGGGGUUUGCGGUGCUGGUGGUGAUCAUGGGGACAAUGCGGUGGACGGAAGGGUUUGGGCCGUUGAUGUGUAUCCAUUAAAUCCGCCCCCGGACUUUUAUCCUGGACAUGUUAAUUGGGAUCCUUCUGACUGUGAUACUAUCACAAGUGCACAUGUAGCUGUAAGAACGAAAGAGCCAACGUGUAGUUGCGAGAAUCCUCGGAAGGCCUUUUCCAGUAUGCGCCAUGGACGCCGUGCAGCGCCUCAACAAGCUCAACUUCCC
This is a messenger RNA of Colletotrichum destructivum, 2130 nucleotides long. RefSeq names its product Putative fluoride-specific ion channel FluC. The transcript has a single exon. The record is from RefSeq and is a predicted model, not a curated record. Gene Ontology annotation, molecular function: fluoride transmembrane transporter activity. Gene Ontology annotation, biological process: fluoride transmembrane transport. Gene Ontology annotation, cellular component: plasma membrane. Bases 464 to 1948 code for a protein of 494 amino acids. Lineage: Eukaryota; Fungi; Ascomycota; Sordariomycetes; Glomerellales; Glomerellaceae.